This is a messenger RNA of Plodia interpunctella (Indianmeal moth), 4876 nucleotides long. RefSeq names its product ether a go-go (gene eag). The coding region runs from base 273 to 3320 and encodes 1015 amino acids. NCBI's taxonomy places the organism in Eukaryota, Metazoa, Arthropoda, Insecta, Lepidoptera, Pyralidae. The record is from RefSeq and is a predicted model, not a curated record. Gene Ontology annotation, cellular component: plasma membrane. Gene Ontology annotation, molecular function: voltage-gated potassium channel activity. Gene Ontology annotation, biological process: regulation of membrane potential; potassium ion transmembrane transport. The transcript has 16 exons.
CGUCCGUCAGUACGGAGCGCGGGCCGAGCGCAGCAGCCAGCCGCCGCGCUGUCUCGCGCCGCAGGGAACAUGUGUCUCGACACACUGCCACACCAGAUUCGCAUUCAGCCCAACCACCUUCACCUCCGCCUAAUACUCCAUAAGAACUAAAUAUUCGACCCUCGCAGUUCUCAGACUUCCGACUCGUUGUGAUCAUCGAAAUGUUAUGUGAGGAGACUCGAAGGUUGGCGGCGCGGUGAGAGCAUGUAGCGGGAGCGAGGACUCGCAGCGGCAUGCCGGGAGGCCGCCGGGGGCUCGUGGCCCCGCAGAACACCUUCCUCGAGAACAUCAUCCGCCGGUCCUCUUCGCAGCCAGACAGCAGCUUCCUGCUGGCGAACGCGCAGAUCGUGGACUACCCCAUCGUGUACUGCAACGAGACCUUCUGCAAGAUGAGCGGUUACAACCGCGCCGAGGUCAUGCAGAAGUCCUGCAGAUGCACUUGGAUGUACGGCGAGCUGACGGAGAAGGAGGCGGUGGAGCGCGUGGACCGGGCACUCGACCACCACCUCGCCGACCAGUUCGAGAUUCUGCUCUACAAAAAGAACCGCACGCCGCUGUGGCUGCUGGUGCACGUGGCGCCGAUCCGCAACGAGCGCGAGCUGGUGGUGCUGUUCCUGCUCACCUUCCGCGACAUCACCGCGCUCAAGCAGCCCAUCGACGCCGACGACCCCAAGGGCGGUCUGUCGAAGUUCGCGAAGCUGGCGCGGUCGGUGACGCGGUCGCGCUCCGUGCUGGUGUCGGCGCUGCCGGCGCUCAAGGAGCCGCAGCGCCAGAGCCACCUCGCGCACGUCAGUACCCCCGCCACCCCCGCCACACCCGCCACACCCGCUCGCACCCUCUGUCGCGCGCCACACGUGAUGUCGCUGUCGGGCGACGUGCUGCCGCAGUACCGGCAGGAGGCGCCCAAGACGCCGCCGCACAUCCUGCUGCACUACUGCGCCUUCAAGGCCAUCUGGGAUUGGAUCAUCCUCUGCCUCACCUUCUACACCGCCAUCAUGGUGCCCUACAACGUCGCUUUCAAGAACAAGACCAGCGAGGACGUCUCGCUGCUCGUCAUCGACUCGAUCGUCGACGUCGUCUUCUUCAUAGACAUCGUGCUUAACUUCCAUACGACGUUCGUGGGCCCCGGCGGCGAGGUGGUCAGCGACCCGAAGGUCAUCCGCAAGAACUACUUUAAGUCGUGGUUUCUGAUAGAUCUGUUGUCGUGUCUGCCGUACGACGUGUUCAACGCGUUCGACCACGACGAGGACGGCAUAGGCAGCCUGUUCAGCGCCCUGAAGGUGGUCCGGCUGCUGCGGCUGGGUCGCGUGGUCCGCAAACUGGACCGCUACCUGGAGUACGGCGCCGCCAUGCUGAUCCUACUGCUCUGCUUCUACAUGCUGGUGGCGCACUGGCUGGCCUGCGUGUGGUACAGCAUCGGCCGCUCCGACGCCGACUCGGGCCUGCAGUACUCGUGGCUCUGGAAGCUGGCCAACGUCACGCAGACUCCGUACUCGUACGUGUGGUCCAACGAGUCGGACGGGCCCGAGCUGGUGAACGGGCCCUCGCGCAAGACCAUGUACGUGACCGCGCUCUACUUCACCAUGACGUGCAUGACCUCCGUGGGCUUCGGCAACGUGGCGGCCGAGACCGACAACGAGAAGAUCUUCACCAUCUGCAUGAUGAUCGUGGCAGCGCUGCUCUACGCGACGAUCUUCGGCCACGUGACGACGAUCAUCCAGCAGAUGACGUCCGCUACGGCCAAGUACCACGAUAUGCUGAACAACGUGCGCGAGUUCAUGAAGCUGCACGAAGUGCCCAAGGCGCUAAGCGAACGCGUCAUGGACUACGUCGUCUCCACCUGGGCCAUGACCAAGGGGCUCGACACCGACAAGGUGCUGAACUAUUGCCCGAAGGACAUGAAGGCGGACAUCUGCGUGCACCUGAACCGCAAGGUGUUCAACGAGCACCCGGCGUUCCGGCUGGCGUCAGACGGCUGUCUGCGGGCGCUGGCCAUGCACUUCCAGAUGUCGCACUCCGCGCCCGGCGACCUGCUGUACCACACGGGGGAGAGCAUAGACUCGCUCUGCUUCAUCGUCACCGGCAGCCUCGAGGUCAUCCAGGAUGAUGAGGUGGUGGCGAUCCUGGGCAAGGGCGAUGUGUUCGGUGACUCGUUCUGGAAGGACAGCGCCGUGGGGCAGUCGGCCGCCAACGUGCGCGCGCUCACCUACUGCGACCUGCACACCAUCAAGCGCGACCGCCUGCUCGAGGUGCUCGACUUCUACCAGGCCUUCGCCAACAGCUUCGCGCGCAACCUCACCCUCACCUACAACCUCCGCCAUCGCCUCAUCUUCCGCAAGGUGGCGGACGUGCGCCGCGAGCGCGAGCUGAUGGAGCGCCGCAAGCGCGAGCCGCAGCUGGAGCAGGCGCAGGACCACCUCGUGAGGAAGAUCUUCUCCAGGUUCAGGCGAGAGCGGAGUGUGGCGGCCGCGCCCGCGCCCCCCGCCACCACCACCACCGGUUUGAGUGUAGGUUCGACGGCAACUCCGGCGCAAGACGCGGAGAAGGGUGAGGCGCUCCCCUCCUCCGCGCCGGCCCCCGCGGCCGCCCGCGGCAAGUGGGGGCGGCUGCUGGCGGCGGGCGGGGGCGGGGGCGGGGGCGGCGUCGCGGGGGGAGGGUCGCUGGACGCGGCCGACGCGCCGCGCGCGCCCUUCGCGCGCAGCCUCAGCGUGCGGGACCGGCCGCCCGCGCCCCCCGACGCGCCUCACGUAGCUUUGGCUCUCAAGGCGUCAUUCGCGAAAACGCGUUCGGCGAGUGCGUUAGGCACGACCGGCCGACAGGACACCAUCGAGGAGGAGCUCGAGGAGCGCCGCGCGGUCCCGGCCCCCUCCCUCGCCUCCUCACCCGCUGCCCCGAGCCCCGCACCUCACGCCGCGCACGAGGCCGCACUGGCCGAGUUGAGAAGGGAUGUGCGGAACGAAGUGCAGAGAUUACAGCACAAGUUGGGUCGCGUAGAAGAGCUGCUAACGAUGUUAGCGGCGCGACUGGGCGCCGAUACUACGGAGCCGGCGGCGAGCGGAGCGGCGAGCGGAGCGGCGAGUGGCGCGGCGAGCGAGGCCGAGGCCGAGCGGCCGCGCGCCGUCGUGGAAGCACUCGCCAGGAAGCGGCGCUCCAAGGUUCGAAGCAAAGGUGCCGCGCCUCAGGUGCCGACGCCCACCACGCCCACGAGCGACGCGGCGCUCGGCGAAGCGUCGGGCGGGGCGGGGAGCGGCGCGGCGCUGCGGCGGAGAGAGUUCGUGUAGCGCGCGGCGGCGGCGCCCGCAGCGCCGGACUAGCGAGCGCCGCCGCACCCUUCUUGUUCCCGCUGUACAUACCGGAGUAGCGCGCGAGUAGAGCGCAUCGCUUGCGGCGCCGCGUAGUGCUUGUGGCGAGGCCGAGGGCGCUGCGGCGGCGACGCGACACAUUGCCUUGUAUGCACCCACUGCAAGUCGGUAUUGACGACCAAACUUUCUACACCGUUAUAUUAGUGGUAGGUUUGCAAGUUAAUAGAACGCAAUAAACUGUUACUCGAUCGACAUUCAAAACCACUUGACAUUUUUGACUGAAAUAGGAGUACGAAUUAGGUAGUUUGGCGACUAUUUACUGAGAUCUGAUAAUGAUGAUUCUGAGGUAAUAAUUUAAUUGCUAAUAUUGACUAUGUUUAACUGGACAAUUGAGGAUUGCCAAUCGAGGAUGAAAAUUAGUGCAUGAAGAUACGAGGGGAGUUUGUCGGCGAUUUACCUGUGACGUAACUUUUUAAUUAGCCAAAAACGUAAACGUGUUUUGUUUGUUAUCGCUUCGAAGAUGACCGCGCGGGGCUGCGCCGUAGCUCGUAGCCGAUGUUGCAACUGCGUGGACAAGUCAAAAAACUGCAUAUACCUACAGGCUUUUCUGUGAUUUUACUACAAAUUUCCUACUUUUGAUACAACUCGAUUCCAUUAUAUUUGCUUAGGACACGUUCACAAUGCGCGUCGCCGCUUGCCGCGUUAUGUAAGAUAUUAAUGUAAGAGUGACUAUUUGAUAUUUCAAGUGCAUAUAGAAGCAAUAAUUUCGUGAUUUCUUUCACUACUACGUGCGACCUCUUUCGGCAGUACCACCUGAGCGUUAUGUGGGAAGUAUCAGUUUGCUCUACCUACGUAAAGUCAAUUAUCCUAUUCUAUGAUGUGAUUUAUUUGAGCACCUUGUCAGACACGCGAGUCUGGUGCUCGAUGUAAAAGUGCCUCGCACUACGUAAAUGUAAUAGUUGAAGCAACGGACACUUAUUAUAACUAUAUAUGUUUCCAUUUAAACUUCUGCUAUGUAGUCGAAAAGAACAUGGCUAAAACUCGUUUUAUAGAUGAAGCCAUGUUAUUGUUUUAGAUUAAAAAAAAAAGAUUAAUAAAAUAACUUUAAUUUAGGUAGGACAAUAAUUACGAAUGAAUGCAUUAUGAGUAGCAGUUGAAACACGAGUUAUUUGGCAGACGAGACGGGAGUUGCGUUUGAGAGAGUGGGACUGCCGAGGAGCUUGCACUCUCGACCAAGUAUUUGAUAUGAUUGCAACGAUUUAUAAUACUCUAGUUCGUACGCUUGGAGCCCGUACGCGUACGUACAUAUCUCAUCACUGUUGUAUAUUGUGUAGGGCGUGCACGCAACCGUCCGAGCCUGUUGUUUACUACUUGUUUAUUAUUGUUAACGUUUUUAAAGUUUAUUGGAGACUCUUCGCGUAGCACCGACGCUAUCUCGUAGACUUUGGUUCGGAGUGCGCUCCCGCUAAGCAACGCUCCUCGAAUUAUCGAUCAUUAUAUUGUAUCUUUUUAUUGAAAAUAUAUCGAUAUAAAUA